AUGCCCUUGAGCGCCACCCUGGUGCGCUGCCUUUGUGUCUCGUGUGCCCCACGGCUGGCUGGCUUUGCGCAAGGGAAGCCCAGCCGACCCGUCCUGGGUGGAGCUGGCAGCCAAAUUGUCCUGCUGGAUUUUGCCCGGUCUCAGGGGGACCUGGGCUGGCUCAACCAUCCCUACGGCAAAGGGUGGGACCUUCUCCAGAACGUGAUGAACGAGACCCUCAUCUACAUCUAUUCGGUCUGCAACGUGAUGGAGGGCGAUCAGGACAACUGGCUGAGGACCAACUAUAUCUACCGCGGGGAAGCAGAGCGCAUCUUCAUUGAGCUCCACUUCACCGUCCGGGACUGCAACAGCUUCCCCAGUGGGACGGGCGCCUGCAAGGAAACCUUCAACCUCUACUACGCGGAGUCGGACGUGGACUACGGCACCAACUUCCAGAAGCGGCAGUUCCGCAAGAUCGACACCAUUGCCCCCGACGAGAUCACCGUGCGCGAGGACUUUGCCGCCCGCAACGUCAAGAUCAACGUGGAGGUGCGCUCGGUCGGGCCCCUCGGGCGCAAGGGCUUCUACGUGGCCUUCCAGGACAUCGGGGCCUGCGUGGCCCUCCUCUCCGUCCGGAUCUACUACAAGAAGUGCCCCGGCGUCCUCCACGGCAUGGCCCAGUUCCCCGAGACCAUCGCCGGUGCCGACUCGCAGGCUUUGGCCAAGGUGCGGGGAGCGUGCGUGCCGGACGCGGUGGCGGACGUGGAGCCCACCAUGCACUGCAAUUCGGACGGGGAGUGGCUGGUGCCCAUCGGGGCGUGCCUCUGCCGCCAGGGCCACCAGAAGGACGGGGACGGCAGCUGCAGAGCCUGCCCCGCUGGUUUCUUCAAGCCAGACAUCUCCAACAGCGCCUGCUCCGCGUGCCCCCCGCACACACUGCCGUCUGCCGUAGGCGCCACCGAGUGCCCCUGUCAGGAGGGCUAUUUCCGGGCCGUGGGCGAUCCAGUCUCUCUGCCCUGCACACGGCCGCCCUCCGCUCCCCGUGGUGUCCGAGCGAUCGGUUUGGGUGCCAAGGUGCGGCUGCACUGGUCCCCGCCUCAGGACACCGGAGGCCGCCAGGACAUCACCUACCGCGUGACGUGCCAGCAGUGCUGGCCGGAGUCGGGGGAAUGCCGGCCCUGCGAUGCCUCCGUCCGGUACUCGGAGCCGGUCCAGGCCGUGAGCGGCACCUCCCUCGCCGUCAGCGACCUGGAGCCGCACGUGAACUACACCUUCACGGUGGAGGCCCGAAACGGCGUGUCGUCCUUCAGCACGGAGCGGAGUUUUGCGCUCACCAGCAUCAGCGUCAACCAGACGGAACCCCCCCGAGUGACCUCUGUCACCCUGGAUAGCCGCACGGCCACCAGCCUGAGCCUGUCGUGGAGCGUCCCUCCCCGGCAGCAGAGACACGUCUUGAAGUACGAGGUCACGUACAGGAAGAAGGAGGAUGAAAGCAGUUAUUCGGUGGUUCGGUGUGAAGGCAGCUCCGUGACCCUGCCGAAGCUGACCCCGAGCACCAAGUACCUGGUGCAAGUUCAGGCUUUGACCCAGGAGGGACACGGGCCCUACAGCAAGGACCACGAGUUCGAGACACUUGAUGAAGGCGCCGAUGGCACAAACUCUGCCGCCGUUCUCGGGGGCUCCAUUGCUGGCCUCGCCUUCACGGCUUUUGUGGUGCUGGCCAUCGCCCUGCUCGUUCGCCGGAGGCCUCCUGGCGCCGAAAAGGACCUGGAAUUAGGACCGCGUCGCGAGGGUUCCGGUCGUGUUGGCAGAUUGUGCCAGCACUGGGGUGGGGGGGUGCAGGACCGUGAAUUUGGGGAGGUCUACAAGGGGAGGCUGAAACACGGCAAGGAGGAUCUGCCGGUGGCCAUCAAGACGCUGAAGUCGGGCUACACGGAGAAGCAGCGCGUCGACUUCCUGAGCGAGGCCGGCAUCAUGGGCCAGUUCGGCCACCCCAACAUCAUCCGCCUGGAGGGUGUGGUCUCCAAAUCCAAGCCUGUCAUGAUCAUCACGGAAUACAUGGAGAAUGGCGCACUGGAUCGAUUCCUGCGGGAGAAGGAUGGGGAGUUCUGCGUCAUCCAGCUAGUGGGCAUGUUGCGGGGCAUUGCCGCGGGCAUGAAGUACUUGGCCAGCAUGAACUACGUCCACCGGGACUUGGCUGCUCGCAACAUCCUUAUCAACAGCCAGCUGGUCUGCAAAGUCUCCGACUUUGGUCUCUCCCGGGUGCUGGAGGAGGACGGCGACGCCACCUACACCACCAGCGGUGGGAAGAUCCCGAUCCGCUGGACGGCACCCGAGGCCAUCUCGCACCGCAAGUUCACCUCCGCCAGCGACGUCUGGAGCUACGGGAUUGUGAUGUGGGAGGUGAUGUCCUGCGGGGAGCGGCCCUACUGGGAGCUCUCCAACCACGAGGUGAUGAAGGCCAUCAACGAGGGCUUCCGGCUCCCGGCCCCCAUGGACUGCCCGUCCGCCAUCUACCAGCUUAUGAUGCAGUGCUGGCAGCAGGAGCGGAGCCGCCGGCCCAAGUUCAGCGACAUCGUCAGCAUCCUGGACAAACUCCUCCGCUCUCCCGACUCACUCAAGACCUUGGCGGACUUUGACCCUCGGGUCUCCAUCCGCCUGCCCAGCACCAGUGGCUCUGAGGGGGCCCCUUUCCGAACCGUGCACGACUGGCUGGAGUCCAUCAAAAUGCACCAGUACGCAGAGCACUUUGUGGCUGCCGGCUACGAUGUCAUUGAGAAGGUGGUCCAGAUGACCGACGAGGACAUCAAGAGAAUCGGGGUGCGCCUCCCCGGGCACCAGAAGCGCAUCGCCUACAGCCUCCUGGGCUUGAGGGAGCAGGUCAGCACCGUGGGCAUCCCCAUCUAAGGCCGCGGGGGGGGGGGGGCUGAGUCCCUCCUGCCUGCCGGUGGCGGCUCUGUCCUCGUGAAGGAGUGCGGACCCACCCGGCAUCUCCCCACACACACACACACACACACACACACACACCUGUUUCCUGGGACGUACUUGAAGUGGCAGAUCAGGGCGCCGUCUCGCCAGGGCCCGCUGCCCACCUGGUGCCAAAGGGAGUCAAGGGAGCACCUUCCGCCGCCACCUCUUCUUCAGCCCAGCCUCCGUAUUUAUUGCUUCUCCUUCCUUCUGCUCUGGGCACAGAGGACAGAGGAGGCGCCAGGCCGGGGAGGGGGCGGGUGUGCCGGCCAGUCCUGUGCUCUCUGGCGGUCCGUGGCCACUUUGCUCUCUCUGGUGCUGCUGCUGCCGCCUUGAGGAUGCCAGAAGUUGCCCCCCCCCCCCCGCUGUGGUCCCCCGCUGCUCAGUCCUAGGCCAGGCCCCACCCGUCAAACCUGAAACCGGCUCAGUUACCUCCUCCUCCUCGUGGCCGGUGGGCGGCCUCCUGCUCUAGACAAGGGAACGGAGUGCCCCCCCCCCGGAGCCCCGCAUCUUCCCGGUUCCUGGAGGGCUGCUGGCAGCCUUGAGCCACAGGCCCACUUGGCUUCGCCCCGCCCAGGAGCCACGGGCGCCACAGCUCCCCCUCCCCAGCUUGGGUCCAACUGUGGCUGGCCUGGGUGGUGUGUGUGGGUCAGCAUGGCCACGGGCUCCCAUGGCUGGCAUCGCAAGGGGGGGGGCUGAGGGCUCCUCUGUCUGGGCCCUUUCCUUUGUCUUCCUCCUGCGUCAGGCAGCCAACGGGGCUGAAUCCCGCUGGGGCCCCCCUCCC
Messenger RNA from Gekko japonicus, 3730 nucleotides. RefSeq names its product EPH receptor A2 (gene EPHA2). The coding region runs from base 1 to 2886 and encodes 961 amino acids. Gene Ontology annotation, cellular component: neuron projection; plasma membrane. The record is from RefSeq and is a predicted model, not a curated record. Gene Ontology annotation, molecular function: protein binding; transmembrane-ephrin receptor activity; ATP binding. Gene Ontology annotation, biological process: protein phosphorylation; axon guidance; cell surface receptor protein tyrosine kinase signaling pathway. The transcript has 16 exons. NCBI's taxonomy places the organism in Eukaryota, Metazoa, Chordata, Lepidosauria, Squamata, Gekkonidae.